This is a messenger RNA of Ixodes scapularis (black-legged tick), 669 nucleotides long. Its product is annotated as defensin. NCBI's taxonomy places the organism in Eukaryota, Metazoa, Arthropoda, Arachnida, Ixodida, Ixodidae. The record is from RefSeq and is a predicted model, not a curated record. Gene Ontology annotation, biological process: defense response. The transcript is spliced from 4 exons. The coding region runs from base 237 to 464 and encodes 75 amino acids.
GGGGGAAGUUGCGUGGGAGUUGAUACCUACCCCGGACGCGUGGCGUGGUGUCAACAGCGUAUCCGUUACAUGGGAAACCCAGGUUUAGCUGCUGGCAACGUUUCUCUUAACUUUGGACACAGCCACGGGUAUAAAGGGCGCACUAACACUUGGAGCGCCUAAAAAGCUUUUUCGCCUAUGCGCACAGCAAAGUGAAUCUUGCUGCAACUGAAGCUCCGGUAGCUACUCUUCGAAUCAUGAAGGUCCUUGCCGUCUCGAUUGCCUUUUUGCUGAUCGCUGGUCUGAUCAGUACAACGCUGGCAGAAAAUGAUGGAGAAGAAAAAGAGCUCGUUCGAGUUCGCCGCGGUGGUUAUUACUGCCCAUUCCGGCAAGAUAAAUGCCACCGUCACUGCAGGAGCAUCGGGCGAAAAGCAGGCUACUGCGGAAAUUUUCUGAAAAGGACCUGCAUCUGUGUCAAGAAAUAGGUUCCAAAUCAAAGAGGAUUACGUCAAUUGACGCAGCAGAAUAAAGUGCAUUUCUACAGUCUCUUCAAUGCAACGCAUGCGCUGGACUCGACGGAGAAAACUUUCAUUCGACGUACACGGAGAAGACAACUGAAUUCACGUUUGACAGCGCGGACAAGAACACUGUUAUUUCUUGAGCUAUAUGAAAGUUAUAAAUAAAGCAAAG